Molecule: messenger RNA, 2000 nt
Organism: Coffea eugenioides
Lineage: Eukaryota; Viridiplantae; Streptophyta; Magnoliopsida; Gentianales; Rubiaceae
Product: terpene synthase 10-like
Exons: 7
Coding region: 28-1857 (609 amino acids)
Biological process (GO): diterpenoid biosynthetic process
Molecular function (GO): magnesium ion binding; terpene synthase activity
Source: RefSeq, a predicted model, not a curated record
GGGAUCAUUACUAGCGUAGAAAAUUCAAUGGCGAUCAUCAACUUGCCGGUUCCCACCAAUUCUUCCACCCCUCUUUGGGAAGUGAAUAAACAUAACCAUCUCAGUUCCUGUCUCCCUUCCGGGCGAGCUACGUUCACUACUUUUCGUGCUGCAGCCAUGAGAAAUGCAACUAUGGCAGCGGCUAACGUCCGAGAGCAAAGUGGUCAGAAGCAGCAGCUCAUUAAUAGACGCUCAGGGAACUACGAAGCUCCACUCUGGGAAUUCGAUUACAUUCAGUCGUUAAAAAAUGAAUAUGCGGGUGAUAUUUACGUCAGUCGGGCUAAUGAGUUGAAGGAGCAAGUGAAGAUGAUGCUUGACGAGGGAGAUAUGAAGCUGCUGGAUUGCAUGGAGCUUGUCGACGGGUUGGAAAGGCUAGGACUGGCUUAUCACUUUGAGGGUCGAAUCAACAGACUAUUAAGCAGCGCGUACAAAGCUAUUCAUGAAGGCAAUCAUAAAAGAAACAAAGAGGAUUUGUAUGCGGCUGCUCUUGAAUUUAGAAUCUUCAGGCAAAAUGGUUUUAACGUCCCUCAAGAUAUAUUCAAUGAUUUCAUAACUGAGGAUGGUGAAUUUGAUGAAAGCCUUUCUGAGGAUACAAUGGGACUGCUAAGUUUGUAUGAAGCAUCUUUCCUGUCGUUGGAAGGUGAAGCCACCCUGGAUUUGGCAAGGGAAUUCACAACUAAGCACCUCAAUAAUUAUCUAGGCAAGGAAAAUACUGAUCAAAAUCUCAGGAUUUUAGUGUACCAUGCACUAGAGCUUCCCCUGAGGUGGAGAGCGCCGAGGAUAGAAGCUAGGUGGUACAUCGAUGCAUACGAGAGAAGUCCCAACGUGAAUCCUACUCUACUUGAGCUUGCAAAAAUAGACUUCAACAUUGUUCAAGCAAUACAUCAGCAGGACCUAAAACAUGUGUCCUGGUGGUGGAAGAACAUACGAAUCGCGGAAAAGUUGACAUUUAUCAGGGACAGGAUAGUGGAGAAUUUCUUUUGGGCAAUAGGAGCUGUCUUCGAGCCUCAGUACGGAAGUUGUCGAAGAAUGCUCACCAAGGUCUUUGCUUUGAUUACAAUGAUAGAUGACAUAUACGAUGUUUAUGGAACUUUGGAAGAAUUGGAACUUUUUACUGAUGCAGUUGACAGGUGGGAUGUCAAAGCCAUAGAUCAACUUCCAGACUACAUGAGAGUUGGAUAUCUUGGAUUUUUCAAUUCCAUCAACGAGAUGGCCUAUGACGCUCUCAAAGAGCAAGGCGUACAUAUAGUGGAAUACCUAAGAAAAGUGUGGGCAGAUCUGUGUAAAGCAUACUUACAAGAGGCAAAAUGGUACUACGCUGGAUACACACCAACAGUGGAGGAAUACCUGGAAAAUGCAUGGGUUUCAAUGUCGGUUCCGGUAAUGUUAAUGCAUGCUUAUGCAGGGGUUACCAAUCCCAUGAAUAAGGAAGCCAUGGAUGUCCUAGACACCCACGAUAUCGUUCGCUGCUCUUCAUAUAUUCAACGAUUUGCAAAUGAUUUAGGAACAUCACCAGGGGAGAUGAAAAGAGGUGAUGUCCCGAAAUUGGUGCAAUGUUACAUGAAGGAAGCAGGUUGUUCAGAAGAAGAGUCGAGGGAACAUGUAUGGUUUUUGCUGAGGGAGACGUGGAAGAAGAUGAACAAGGACAGUGAAUGGGCGGAAUCGCCUUUUUCCAAGACUUUUGUUACAGCUGCAAAGAACUUUGGAAGAGUGGCCCUGGUGAUGUACCAAUACGGAGAUGGGCAUGGCCUUCAUUCCAAUCCUGAGGCUAAGGAUCGCAUCUUGGCAUCACUCUUCUCCCCAGUCCCGCCUGCGUAGAGAAUGGGCUGAAUCACGUACGUGCAGAAACAAGCAGGCUCUGUUGAUGAUCAUGAAUUUGGAAGUAAAUGGUUAAACCUCUCUUUCUCUCCCAGAUAUCUAAUCUGUAUUGAAGAAGAAAUAAUCAGUUCUAUAUUUGGACA